This is a messenger RNA of Mytilinidion resinicola, 6054 nucleotides long. RefSeq names its product beta--glucan synthase. Gene Ontology annotation, cellular component: 1,3-beta-D-glucan synthase complex; plasma membrane. The record is from RefSeq and is a predicted model, not a curated record. The transcript has 5 exons. Bases 165 to 5954 code for a protein of 1929 amino acids. Lineage: Eukaryota; Fungi; Ascomycota; Dothideomycetes; Mytilinidiales; Mytilinidiaceae. Gene Ontology annotation, biological process: fungal-type cell wall polysaccharide biosynthetic process; (1->3)-beta-D-glucan biosynthetic process. Gene Ontology annotation, molecular function: 1,3-beta-D-glucan synthase activity.
AACCACAACACUCGCUCCAAAACCACAACAACACAUCUGCCACUCGUUCGCACCUAACUCGCGCACCCUACGACCACCGUCCCGAAGACGCCGUUAUCUGCAAAUUGGCUGGUCCUGAUGUUCACUGUUUGAGACCCGUAAUUCAUACCUAAUUCCUCCUCAAGAUGUCCGGACAUCCACCAGGAGGGCACUACGAAGAGGGCUAUGGCCAGCCCGCGCAGCACGGCCAGGACUAUUACCAAGAUGACCAGUACGGCCAUUACGAUAAUAACCAGGGCGCUGCACACGGCUACGCCGAAGGCCACCAAGGCGAGGCCUACUACGACGAAGCUGGCUAUUACGAUGGCCAGCAGCAAGGCCAUGCCCAGGGCCAUUACCCGCAAGAGGGCUACUACGAAAACGGCCAGCAGGGACAGUACCAGGACGAGUACUACAAUGACCAGUACUACGACCAGGGCGGUGCCGCCGGCCAACAAGGGUAUGAACAAGGUGGUUAUGGCGCUAAGCCCAAGCGUCGCGGCCACGACUCCGAGGAAGAUUCAGAGACAUUCAGCGACUUCACCAUGAGGUCCGACAUGGCUCGUGCCGCCGACAUGGACUACUACGGUCGCGGAGACGAGCGCUACAACAGCUAUAAUGAGGGCGGCCGUGGCUACCGACCUGCUUCGUCUCAGGUGUCCUACGGUGGAAACCGAUCAUCGGGGGCGUCCACCCCCAUCUACGGCAUGGACUACACCAACGCUCUUCCUGCCGGCCAACGCUCUCGAGAGCCGUACCCAGCCUGGACCGCCGAAGCUCAAAUCCCGCUUACCAAAGAAGAGAUUGAGGACAUUUUCUUGGACUUGACUGCCAAGUUCGGUUUCCAGCGCGAUAGCAUGAGGAACAUGUACGAUCACAUCAUGACGCUACUGGACUCGCGCGCGUCUCGGAUGUCGCCCAACCAGGCUCUGUUGUCCCUGCAUGCUGACUACAUUGGCGGCGAGAACGCCAACUACCGCCGCUGGUACUUUGCUGCCCAUCUUGAUCUCGACGACGCCGUUGGCUUUGCCAACAUGAAGCUUGGGAAAGCUAGCCGGAAAACUCGAAAAGCCAGGAAAGCCGCAAAGAAGGCCGCUGGUGAUGCUACCAACGAGCAGGAAGCGCUGGAGGCCCUGGAGGGUGACAACAGCCUCGAGGCCGCAGAGUACAGGUGGAAGACUCGCAUGAACCGCAUGUCUCAGCACGACCGUAUUAGACAAAUCGCUCUUUACCUCCUCUGCUGGGGUGAGGCCAACCAAGUCAGGUUCAUGCCUGAGUGUUUGUGCUUCAUCUUCAAGUGCGCAGACGACUACCUCAACUCUCCUGCGUGCCAGGGCAGCACUGAACAAGUCGAGGAAUUCACUUACCUGAACAACGUCAUCACCCCUCUGUACCAGUACUGCAGAGACCAGGGCUACGAAAUCCAGGACGGCAAGUACGUUCGUCGUGAGCGUGACCACGCUUCCAUCAUUGGCUACGACGACUGCAAUCAGCUCUUCUGGUACCCCGAGGGUAUUGAACGCAUCGUUAUGGAAGACAAGUCGCGUAUUGUCGACGUGCCUCCUGCCGAACGCUACAUGAAGUUGAAGGAUGUGUUGUGGAAGAAGGUCUUCUUCAAGACCUACUACGAGCGACGCUCCUGGUUCCACAUGUUGGUCAACUUCAACCGUAUUUGGAUCAUUCACGUCACCAUGUUCUGGUUCUACACUGUCUACAACUCGCCUACCAUUUACACGAAGGGCUACCAACAACAAACCAACAACAAGCCCAACCGAGCUGCAUGGUGGUCGGCCGUCGCUUUGGGCGGAACUCUUGCUUCUCUCAUCAUGAUUUUCGCUACACUCGCCGAAUGGUUCUACGUACCGCGGAAAUGGGCAGGUGCUCAGCAUUUGACCAAGCGUUUUCUGUUCCUUCUUGCUGUCUUCGCUGUCAACAUUGCCCCUAGCGUCUACGUCUUUGGCGUUACCCAGACUGGCAAGAUUGCGAACAUCAUCAGUGUGGUUCAGUUCCUCAUCGCUCUUAUCACGUUCAUCUUCUUUGCAGUGAUGCCUAUUGGAGGUCUCUUUGGCAGCUAUCUGACGCGCAACUCUCGUCAGUACGUCGCCAGUCAGACCUUCACCGCGAGUUAUCCUCGGCUGAAAGGAAAUGACAUGUGGAUGUCUUAUGGUCUUUGGGUUCUGGUAUUCGCCGCCAAGAUGGCCGAGUCCUACUUCUUCCUUACCUUGUCGCUGAAGGACCCCAUCCGCAUCCUUGCUCCCAUGAGGAUCGAUAAUUGUAUUGGGGACCAGAUUGUCGGCAAAGUCCUCUGCAAGUAUCAACCUCAGAUCCUCUUGGGGCUGAUGUUCUUCACCGACCUUAUCCUCUUCUUCCUAGAUACAUAUCUGUGGUACAUCAUUCUCAACAUGUUGUUCUCCGUCGCCCGAUCUUUCUACCUCGGUGUUUCGAUCUGGACGCCAUGGCGAAACAUCUUCUCGAGAUUGCCCAAGCGUAUCUAUUCCAAAAUUCUCGCUACGACCGACAUGGAGAUUAAGUAUAAACCCAAGGUAUUGAUCUCCCAAAUCUGGAACGCCGUUGUCAUCUCCAUGUACCGAGAACAUCUUCUGGCAAUCGAUCAUGUACAAAAACUGCUGUACCACCAGGUUCCUUCCGAGCAGGAGGGGAAGAGGACUCUCCGUGCUCCAACAUUCUUCGUCUCUCAGGAAGAUCAUUCGUUCAAGACUGAAUUCUUCCCUGCUCAGAGCGAAGCCGAGCGGCGUAUCUCGUUCUUCGCACAGUCUCUAUCCACCCCAAUCCCGGAGCCGCUCCCUGUGGACAACAUGCCGACUUUCACUGUCAUGAUUCCUCACUACAGCGAAAAGAUCCUUCUAUCUCUUCGUGAGAUCAUUCGUGAGGACGAGCCUUACUCCCGCGUCACCUUGCUGGAAUAUCUUAAGCAGCUCCAUCCUCAUGAAUGGGACUGCUUCGUGAAGGACACCAAAAUUCUUGCGGAUGAGACAUCGCAAUUCAACGGCGACUAUGAGAAGAACGAGAAGGAUUCCGCCAAGAGCAAGAUCGACGAUCUUCCGUUCUACUGCAUUGGUUUCAAGUCUGCCGCGCCUGAGUACACUCUGCGAACUCGUAUUUGGGCUUCUCUUCGCUCCCAGACUCUCUACCGCACCAUUUCCGGCUUCAUGAACUACAGUCGUGCUAUCAAACUGCUCUACCGCGUCGAGAACCCCGAGGUUGUUCAGAUGUUUGGAGGCAACUCCGACAAGCUUGAGCGCGAGCUUGAGCGCAUGGCUCGCCGAAAGUACAAGAUCGUGGUCUCUAUGCAACGGUAUGCCAAGUUUUCCAAAGAAGAGCGCGAGAACACCGAAUUCCUUCUCCGUGCUUAUCCUGAUCUGCAAAUCGCCUAUCUUGAUGAGGAACCUCCUGUCAACGAGGGUGACGAACCGCGUCUGUACUCCGCUUUGAUCGAUGGACAUUCGGAACUCAUGGACAAUGGCAUGCGACGACCCAAGUUCCGCAUCCAACUCUCCGGUAACCCAAUUCUUGGUGAUGGCAAAUCAGACAACCAGAACCACUGCAUCAUCUUCUACCGCGGAGAGUACAUCCAGCUCAUCGAUGCCAAUCAAGACAACUACCUCGAGGAGUGCCUGAAGAUCCGAAGCGUCCUUGCCGAGUUUGAGGAAAUGACCACCGACAAUGUUUCUCCCUACACCCCAGGAAUCCCUAAUGCAAACUUCAACCCCGUCGCCAUUCUUGGUGCUCGCGAGUACAUUUUCUCAGAGAACAUCGGUAUUCUUGGUGAUAUUGCCGCCGGAAAGGAACAGACAUUCGGUACUAUGUUCGCACGUACACUGGCUCAAAUUGGUGGCAAGCUGCAUUACGGUCAUCCUGAUUUCCUCAACGGCAUCUUCAUGACUACCCGUGGCGGUGUGUCCAAGGCCCAAAAAGGUCUUCAUCUCAACGAGGAUAUUUACGCUGGUAUGAACGCUCUGCUCCGUGGAGGUCGCAUAAAGCAUUGCGAGUACUACCAGUGUGGUAAGGGUCGUGAUCUUGGGUUUGGCUCUAUUCUCAACUUCACCACCAAGAUCGGUACCGGCAUGGGCGAACAGAUGCUUUCUCGCGAAUACUACUACCUUGGCACCCAGCUUCCUCUAGAUCGAUUCCUUUCGUUCUUCUACGCACAUCCCGGCUUCCACAUCAACAACUUGUUCAUCAUGCUUUCGGUCCAGCUGUUCAUGUUCUGUCUUCUCAACUUGGGCGCGCUCAAGCACGAGACCAUCAUUUGCCACUACAACAAGGAUGUGCCCAUCACCGACGAGCUAUUCCCUACUGGCUGCCGCAAUCUCGUGCCCGUCUUCGACUGGGUUGCACGUUGUAUCGUGUCUAUCUUCAUCGUCUUCUUCAUCUCCUUCGUGCCUUUGGUGGUGCAGGAGUUGACGGAACGUGGUUUCUGGCGUGCAGCAACUCGUCUUGCUAAGCAUUUCUCCUCGCUUUCGCCAAUGUUCGAAGUCUUCGUCUGCCAGAUCUAUGCCAAUGCUCUACACACGGAUUUGUCCUACGGUGGCGCUCGAUACAUUGGUACCGGUCGUGGCUUUGCUACUGCUCGCAUCCCAUUCGGUAUCCUCUACUCCCGCUUUGCCGGACCUUCUAUCUACAUCGGUGCCCGAUCUCUGAUGAUGCUUCUAUUUGCGACUCUGACAGUCUGGGGUCCCUGGCUCAUCUACUUCUGGGCGUCCCUGCUGGCUCUUUGCAUUUGCCCAUUCUUGUUCAACCCGCAUCAAUUUUCGUGGACAGAUUUCUUCAUCGACUACCGCGAGUAUUUGCGCUGGCUCUCUCGAGGAAACACCCGUUCGCACAGUGCCUCUUGGAUUGGAUACUGCCGUCUCUCGCGAACUCGUAUCACUGGUUACAAGCGCAAGGCUCUUGGAGAUCCCUCUUCUAAGAUGUCGGGUGAUGUUCCCCGUGCUCAGUUUGGCAACAUCUUCUUCGCUGAGAUUGUUGGCCCGCUAGUGCUGGUUGCUAUCACCCUGAUUCCAUACCUGUUCAUCAACGCCCAGACUGGUGUAGCGGACGCAGAUCGUAAGAAGGACAGCAAGAACGCUCCAACGGAAAUCAAAGCUACAAACUCGCUCAUCCGUGUUGCCCUUGUGGCUUUCGGACCCAUUGCCAUCAACGCAGGUGUGCUUGGAGGUCUGUUCGGCAUGGCUUGUUGUAUGGGUCCACUUCUCAGCAUGUGCUGCAAGAAGUUCGGCGCUGUUCUCGCUGCCAUUGCUCACGGUGUUGCCGUCUUCAUGCUGCUUGCCUUCUUUGAAGUCAUGUUUUUCUUGGAAGGCUGGAGCUUCUCUAAGGCUCUUAUUGGCAUGAUUGCCGUUGUUGCCAUUCAGCGGUUCUUCUUUAAGCUUAUCAUCGCUUUGGCAUUGACCCGAGAAUUCAAAGCAGACAACUCGAACAUUGCUUGGUGGACUGGCAAGUGGUACUCUAUGGGCUGGCAUAGUAUCUCUCAGCCCGGCCGCGAGUUCCUGUGCAAGAUUACGGAGUUGGGCAUGUUCGCUGCCGACUUCAUUCUUGGCCACAUUAUCUUGUUCAUCAUGCUUCCAGCAUUGCUUGUCCCUUACAUUGAUAAGUUCCACUCGGUCAUGCUGUUCUGGCUGCGACCUAGUCGUCAAAUCCGACCUCCCAUCUACUCUCUCAAGCAAAGCAAGCUCCGCAAACGACGAGUGAUCCGAUACUCCAUUCUUUAUUUCGUCCUCCUCAUAAUAUUUGUUGCUCUGAUUGUGGGUCCGAUCGUCGCUGGCAAGUUCCUAACAUCACUGCCUACCAUUCCCAUGGACCUCCUCCAGCCCACCGGCCUCAACAACAACGAUACUAGCGGGUCGCACACUGGUACCGCCAAGAAUGGAAAAGCAGCGGCUGCGACAUCGAGCUCGGGCAAAUUCCGAGUCUUCUAGACUUGAAAAGCAACGACAGCGGAUUUCAAUAGCGAGCAGGCGUACUCUUCUCGUCUCUCAUUCACGCAUUGUACAACAAAGCAGAAGCACGACGCGCUGU